Molecule: messenger RNA, 408 nt
Organism: Cordyceps fumosorosea ARSEF 2679
Lineage: Eukaryota; Fungi; Ascomycota; Sordariomycetes; Hypocreales; Cordycipitaceae
Product: Dynein light chain-related protein
Exons: 3
Coding region: 1-408 (135 amino acids)
Biological process (GO): microtubule-based movement
Cellular component (GO): cytoplasm; cytoplasmic dynein complex
Molecular function (GO): dynein intermediate chain binding
Source: RefSeq, a predicted model, not a curated record
AUGGCCGAUGUGACCAACGGAAACAGUGCCAUCUUGGACGAGAAGCUGUCGCGCCUGUCUAAGAAGCCCGGCGUCAAGGCCAGCAUCGUCAUUGACAGGGGGAGCGGCUCGAUCCUCAAGACGAGCGGUGACAUCUCGGUGCUGGGGACGACACAGUCGCGGACGGCCUCGACGGCAGCGUCCUUCUCAAACGAGCCGGCAGCGGCCGAGGAGAGUACCUCUAAGGGCAUCGACGACUUUGCGGCCAUGAUCUGGAAGUUUGUCAACAGCUCGGGUGAGAUGGUGGAGGAAAUGGACAAAGAUGACGAGCUGCGACUGCUGCGACUACGAACGAAGAAGCACGAGAUCGUCAUUGUGCUGGACCCAAAAUACCUCUUGACAGUCAUCCACGAUACCCCUACUUCUUGA